Messenger RNA from Medicago truncatula (barrel medic), 456 nucleotides. RefSeq names its product extensin-3. The transcript has a single exon. The record is from RefSeq and is a predicted model, not a curated record. The coding region runs from base 1 to 456 and encodes 151 amino acids. Lineage: Eukaryota; Viridiplantae; Streptophyta; Magnoliopsida; Fabales; Fabaceae.
AUGUUUCAAGCAAAGUCACUGAAACUUGUAGCUUUGACCCUUUUGUUAGUAGUGUCUUAUUUUACUUUUGAAGCUUAUGGGAAUGCAUUAGGUGAUCCUAAAUGUGAUCCACCAUGUCAACAAUUAUCUCCACCAAUUUCUGGUUACCCUUCUUAUGGUGCUCCACCACCUCCACCAUCUGGUUACUCAAUAUAUGCACCACCACCACCACAUCACCAUGAGAAAGGGCAGAGUAAGUGUCCUCCUGCUGGUGGUGUUCAGUGUUGUACACCUCCUGCUCCUUACAUCUAUGGACCUCCUACUAAUCCUUAUGAUACUUAUGGACCACCUAGUACUUAUGCUCCUCCUAAUCCUUACACUUAUGUGCCUUAUGGUGGAGGUGAACGUUCAGCUUAUGUGGUUAUGCAAUUUCUAGUCCCAUUUUUUAUGUUAUUUUCUUCUUUUAUUCUCUUCUGA